Halichondria panicea is the source of this 1928-nucleotide messenger RNA. RefSeq lists its product as uncharacterized. The transcript is spliced from 5 exons. Lineage: Eukaryota; Metazoa; Porifera; Demospongiae; Suberitida; Halichondriidae. The record is from RefSeq and is a predicted model, not a curated record. Bases 867 to 1709 code for a protein of 280 amino acids.
GAUCUGCCACCAUGUGAUCAGUAAAAAUGGAUUCUAAAGUGAAGUCCAGGACUUGUAUCACUAUGUAGCUAGCUGAGGCAAGUAGUAAAAUCAAAAGUGGGCAGUCUAUCUUGGGAUGGUGUUGUCACUGUCAUUGGUCCUACAAGGCUGAAACACUGCCAUUCGAUUGAAGUCUUUAUAAGGAUACGGCCAACUUAAAAGAAGGCCGCAAGAUAUAUUACAUGUCCGACUACGAAACUAGGGUAUUAAAGCUUCCUCUUCUACCAAGUUCCUAUUGGUUCGAACUCAUGCAUGGAUGUAUUGUUUUGACCACGAUGUCAAUCCCACUACAGUGAACUCUGCUACAUUCUACAACAUCCACGAGUUAGAGCUGGCACCACUGGUUGCAAGCUCGAAGUUUAAUACACAAGGCUAUGGCAACCUCUGCAAAUUUUAACUCCUGCUGAUGUAUUACACUCAUGCUGCACAUCACUAUAAUAAAUUAAUUUGGGGUUCAGACACUUCCACGCUGGAGUACUCUGGCUCACCAAUUACAUCGUAAUAUCAUUUCUGUACACAUCACCCUCCACUGUUAUAAUUAUGUGAAAAGAGAGUUUUGAGGCUGCCUUACUCAUUUCCACACGCACAUGCACUGACCCUUAGCUAAUAGUCUGCGGUGAGAUCAAAGGCAGAUCUCUGCGCAUGUGCAGACCGAUUAAAAGUUCAAAACCCUGUACCAGGAUACAGUAUAAUUAUGUGUAUUUGUAAAAAGCCAUUGAUUAUUAGCUACCUACUGGUGUGUGAAAGUGAAACUGUUUCAUUAAGUGAGUGUGACUUUGUUCUAUUGCACUGAAGAUCCAGCUAGACUGUGUAGAUUCGUCACUGAGAUGUCUGAGGAAAAGAUUUCAGCUACACCAGAUGUGCACCCAGGAGACACGUACUCCAACCAACCACCACCUCCUCAACCUUACCUUGGCUACCCUCCAUUACCAGGUGCUCCUGGAACAAUUGCCUACGACCCCACAAAACAACCAAUGGGAGUAGGAGCAGCACAGUCAGGGCCAAUGCCUGCAGGAAAUGGUGCCCCUCCCUACUACCCUAACCCCAACUCUCAGCCACCACCAGGAAAUGGUGCCUCUCCCUACUAUCCCAAUCCCAACUCUCAGCCACCACCAGGAAAUGGUGCCCCUCCCUACUAUCCCAACCCCAACUCUCAGCCACCACCAGGAAAGGGUGCCUCUCCCUAUUAUCCCAAUCCCAACUCUCAGCCACCACCAGGAUAUGGUGCCCCUCCCUACUAUCCCAAUUCUCAGCCACCACCUGGAGCAUGGCCACCUCAACCAAUUGCCCAGCAACAGACCAGCAGCAAUGUGGUGGUGGUCAACUCCCAACCCUCAGCGAUGUCCUCCACAGUGUAUGUGACCAGCAAUGAUCAGUCCUCCUUCAUAUUUGGUGUUGUGGUUUCUGUGGUGGCAGUCUUCUGUCUCUGCUGGUGGUCUCUGGUCUGCACCAUCCCAGGGGCUGUGGUGGGACACAUGGCUGCAGCUGCUGGCAGGAAUGGAGACAAAGUAACCAAGAAGAAGUACGACCAAAUCUCCGGGGUACUCAUAGUGGCUGGUAUCAUCUUCCAAGUCAUUGGCCCCAUCAUCAUCAUAGGAAGUUCUGUGGCAAGUGUGGCGAGAUUGUCUAGCAGCAUACCAUCAUCAUAUUACUAUUAUAAUUCAGGCUAAGAAUAAUUAGACUUGGAUUGUCUGCAGUAGCAAGACCUAUACAUGUAUAGGUGUAUACUAGAUAUAAACACUAAGUGUAGGUGUGAUAAUUAUGAUUAUUUUUAUACCACUUAAUUAAAUCAAUCAUUCAAAAGUGAAUGAUGGUAAUUGUCGCAGACUGUCCCAAAACUAUGAUACUAUUAUAAUUAUGCUGUAUACUUUAUAGUUCUAUUUGAACAA